AUGGAAGAUAAGGGUACAGAGAAGGAGAUGAACAAAAAUUUCGGAAGUGAAGUUAAACUACAAGAUAUAUUUGAGUUGAUAUCUGGUAUGAGCAAGAAGAUGGACAAGUUGGAUAUCAUCCAAGAAAAUAUGGAAAAUAUACAGACGGAAUUGAAAGAAGUAAGAAAAUCUAUUGAAUACGCUCAUAGCAAAAUAGACGAUUUGAAGAAGGAAAAUGAGAAAAAAGCGCAAGUUCAGAGAGAAACAACCGAAUGCAUCAACAAACUUGAAGCUGACAACAUAACAUUGAACAGCGUCAUUGACCUUAAAAUGAGGUCAAUGUGCAACAAUCUGCUGUUUUACAACAUGCCUGAAGAAAGCGAUGAAAACACCACAGCAAUGAUUCACAAGCUGUUGGAAGAAAAGCUUGGGUUUCGAGAAUGCUGAAAUACUAGCCCAAUGCUCUUCCAACUGACCGUGUAGCUCAGUUGGAAGAGCAUUGGGCUAGUAUUCCAAAGGUCGUAGGUUCGAAUCCCACCAUGGCCAGGCAUAUAUUUCAAGCUCACCUGGUGUGGAUAUACACUCAGAGUAACACCACAAAUAUCAUAUUCACCUGAGUACACUACACCAACACAGAAAAAAUUCAUAUUACUAGAAUACAUUGGUAUCGAAGGAACUAGAUUCUGUUCCGAAAUACCACUUACUCGAACCGUCCUGACCACGUAGCUCAGUUGGAAGGGCAUUGGGCUAGUAUUCCAAAGGUCGUAGGUUCGAAUCCCACCGUGGCCGGGCAUAUAUUUCAAGCUCACCCGGUGUGGAUAUACACUCAGAGUAACACCACAAAUAUCAUAUUCACCUGAGUACACUACACCAACACAGAAAAAAUUCAUAUUACUAGAAUACAUUGGUAUCGAAGGAACUAGAUUCUGUUCCGAAAUAUCACUUACUCGAACCGUCCUGACCGUGUAGCUCAGUUGGAAGAGCAUUGGGCUAGUAUUCCAAAGGUCGUAGGUUCGAAUCCCACCGUGGCCGGGCAUAUAUUUCAAGCUCGCCCGGUGUGGAUAUACACUCAGAGUAACACCACAAAUAUCAAAAGGAUUAAACUUAAUACAAUAAUAUUGAUAAAUGGACAACCAAUAAAACAAGUUAAAAAUACAACUUUCCUUGGUGUUGUUAUUGAUGAACACUUAACACGGAAUGAUCAUAUUGAUUUAAUUAUGAAAAAAGUUAUAAAAUCUAUAGGAAUAAUAUCCAAAAUUCGACAUUUCACAAAUUUUAAUACUCUUAAACUAGUCCAUUAUGCUUUAGUUUAUCCUUAUUUAAUAUACGGAAAUUUGAUUUGGGGAAACACGACUACAAAAAUUAAUAAACAUUCAAAAGAAAAUAAUACGAUUAAUGAUGUUCAAGUCAUUUUCUGAGCAUUCUGAACCACUAUUCAAUGAAGCAAAGAUUCUUAACAUUGAAAAAAUUAAUGAUUUUCUGAUCAGUUUAUUCAUGUUUCGAUAUCACUACUUGGAUAAUUUACCAAAAUACUUUACCAAUUACUAUGUUACUAACAACAAAAUACAUGAACACAAUACAAGAAAUGCAUCCAAACUUCAUAAAUCAUACUCCAGAACUAAUUUUGUCAAACAUUCACUUCAAAAUAAGGGUGUAAAUAUCUGGAAGAGUUAAAUACUGACUUAAAUUCAAAAACCACUUCUUGAUGUUGCAUUCGGAAACAUAGAUUUUAUUAUAUGUAUGUUUGUCAUUAUUUGAAACAUCAUAAAAAUUCUUCAAUCUCAUCUUUUUUUUCUAUUAAACUUACUUUAAGUUCUGACCAAUCAGUGUAAAUAAUUAAAUACUUUUAACCUAGGGGUCUUAAUCAAAAGCCUUUGUUUGGUUUCUAGUAGACCUCUAGCCCUACUUCUGUAAUUCUAUAUUCUAUAUAUACAUAUAUAUAUAUAUAUAUUUUGUAUGUAUGGGCGAAAACUUUAAAAAUAAAAAAAAAAUAAAAAAUAAAUAAACAUUCUUUUGACUUUAUAGACUACUAUUGCAUAUUAUGGCUGUUUUAGGUUGUGUAUAGUGGUUUUCUUACAUGUUUGUUUCACCCUUGCAAACUUGUGUGUCAUUAAAAUUUACAGAUAAAAAUUUCAAACAACUAAUUUUUUUUGAUUGAGCAUGCAUACCUACCAUACAUUGUUACCUACCAUACAUUGUUACCCAGUGAAACUGACAAUAGCCGAUUUAAUUCGCGCGUAAAGCAUAUGCUCACAGAAUCAGUUCAGCCAUAUAAUAAACCGAUUAUUGACCUCUCUUGUUCAGUCUGUACUGUGAAAUACCAGACUGCUCGCUCCUUCGUCGCUUGGUCCAUACUAAAAAACCUUGGUCUAAUAUAUCACAGUACAGAACCUCAUGCUCGGUCAAUAAGCCGUUAAUAUAUCAUUGCAACAUUUGAACUUUGAUAUAUAAAGCUCGCUAUUGUGCGUUUAUGUCUGAAUUAUUUAACGUUGAUUUGUGAUUCUUCUUUACUGUCCCAUACACAGAAAAAAAAUUUGAAAUACAUAUAAAUAACCUGGCAUAUGGCUGGUUCAAACUUUUGUUGGUGGUGAUGUUUAAGUGUGAUAUAUUUCUCUUCUCAAUCUCAAUUUAUUAUGUCGGUAAACUUCUGCAAGAUCACACCAACUUUAAAAUCUAUAAAUAAACUAAUUAUAAUAUGAAUAAUGUCAAUACAUAUAAAUAUGUUUAAAAGGUCCCAAGUUAGCUAAAAUACAAUAUAAUUAAAAAUUACUACUUAGUUUUGUUUUGAAUACACCUAAUGAACUUGAGAGGACUAUUUCAGGUGGUAGCUUAUUCCAUUCUCUGAUAGUUCUUGAGUAAUAUGAAUAUUUAAAAACGUCCUUGCCUAGUUAAAUUGCCUUAGGGAUCUGAUAUUUCAAUGGGUGGCUGCUGCGUGUUCUUGAUUCUGAGUGUAAUUUCAAAUACUGAUCGAUGUUAAAACCUACAAGGGUAUGACUUAUCUCAGGGCUCGAAAUAAUGGCCGAUCAAUGAUUGGCAGGAAUUGCUUUUGAUCGGCAGAUAAGCAAGAUUGUCGAUCAUCUUGAUUGGCAAUAACCAUCUGAAAAACAUGGUUAAUGUUGUUAAUGAACACCGUGCAAUACUAUGGCAUUAUCACAGAACAUAUAAAUAGAAUGUAUCCUAUACUGAUUGGCCAUAUUUUCAUUUGAUCAGCAGAAAAUCAUGACUGCUUAUCAGCAUGAGUUUUACCAUUGUUUUGUAAACAGUUGCCCUAACAUGUUUUGGACAAUUGUGCCAUUCCAAGGAAUUUACUGGCUUUACUUGCUGUAUUUGAGACAUGCUCUGCGAACUUCCUUUUGUUAUUUUUAGGGUGCCUAGGUAAGCGACCAACUCGACUUGCUCCAACUCUGUGUUACAGAAAGAAUAUUUCCUUUGUGGAGGGUCUUUUUUGUUGAUAUACAUAACACUUUACAUUUUCCUGGAUUGAACUUCAUUUGCCAUUUCUCUUGCCAGGUUUCCAACUUGCUAAGAUCGUCCUGUAAUUAAUCAUUGUUCGAGCUUCCCGAAUUCAGCGCAUUUGGCAAAUCGUUGGCAGUUCCUUGUGGGACGCCUGGGGUAACUAAUGUUGGUUUGGCUGCUUCCCCCUUCACAAACAACUGUCUGAUAACAAUCUGUGAGAAAGGAUUCAAGCCAAUUAUUCAGGGGGCCCUUGUAUUCCGUAACUUUGUACUUUUCUCAACAGGUGUUGAUGUGGGACUUUGUCGAACGCUUUUUCAAAGUCCAGAAUGACAGCAUGUACAGUGGUAUCAUUGUUAAUAGCAUUUGAAAUAUUGUGGAUAGUACCAAUCAAUUGAGUUACAGUCGACCUUUUGGCCCUAAAACUGUGCUGUAAAUCUGUUAAGAUGUUAUAUCGGUCGAAAUAAUUCAUAUAUAGCUAUGAACAAUAGGUCCGAGCACCUAGCUAGCGAUACAUAUCAACUAAAUUGGCCUAUCGUUCUUAGGGUCGGAUUUAGAGCCUUUCUUCAAAAUAGCCGUGACAUUUGCAUUUUCCAUUUCUUUGGUACAAUGCCACUGUCUAUAGACUCCUAGAAUAUCUUCGUAAAUGUUGGAGUAAUUUCGUUUUCAUAUUCCUUCAUAAACCACAGGGGAAUUUCAUCUGGCCCAGGUGCUUUAUCGGGUUUUAACACAGAUAGUUUGACAACAACCCCUUGGGUAGAAAUAGUUGGGGGAUUAAUACUACGAUUUGAAUGUUCAGGUAUACGUUCUGAGUCUGCUUUCUUUCGAAAAGACACUUUCAGUUUAACGUUUGGUUUCCUUCUACAGCAUCAGUCUAUAGAAAAAACACAAUAUCAUGGUUGCUUAUACCGGGAUUACUUCAAUGCCACUAAUAGUAUUUCUAUUGUUAUAGCUAAGACAAGGUCUAAAAUACUUUGUGUUUGA
Messenger RNA from Paramuricea clavata, 4416 nucleotides. The record is from the annotation of a GenBank genome assembly. Lineage: Eukaryota; Metazoa; Cnidaria; Anthozoa; Malacalcyonacea; Plexauridae.